CCACCCACAAUGCAUCUAGGUCACAACACUUAGAUGUCGACGGCUCCAGAGCAGCUGCGCAAUGAGGGCACGCGAAUACAGGUGGUCCUCGCUGGCGCCGUAUCCGGCUUGAUCUCCCGCUUCUGCAUUGCCCCUCUGGAUGUGGUGAAGAUCCGCUUGCAACUGCACUAUCACUCCCUCGCCGAUCCUCUGGCCCGGCCCAUUCGUGCUGCAUCGCCAACUGGAGUCGCCAGCGUCGUGCGCGACAUCUGGCGCCACGAAGGUCUCACCGGAUUCUGGAGAGGAAACAUUCCCGCCGAAGGACUGUACCUGAGCUAUGGUGCAGUACAGUUCUUGGCCUACCGAAGCACCGCCCAGGCCUUGAAUGAGUUAGCUGAGCACGGAGGCGUGGCGCUCCCCGGAACUGCAACGAGCUUCAUCAGUGGUGCCGUGGCGGGCACUGCAGCUACCACAGCUACAUAUCCUCUCGACCUGCUCCGGACUCGCUUCGCCGCGCAAGGAACGGAAAGAAUCUAUGAUGGAUUGAUCGGAAGUGUUCGCGACAUCGCGCGGCGCGAGGGAUUUGUCGGAUUCUUCAGAGGCCUGAAUGCAGGCAUUGGGCAAGUUGUUCCCUACAUGGGACUCUUCUUCUCUCUCUAUGAAGUUCUGAAGCCCCCGUUUGCGGCCAUACAGCUGCCUUUUGGAUCUGGAGACGCGCUUGCUGGCGUGACGGCUAGCAUCCUCAGCAAAAUUGCAGUCUUUCCACUAGACACUGUGAGGAAGCGGUUGCAGGUGCAAGGCCCCAGCCGCAGUAGGUAUGUUGGUGGCAGAGUACCAGUCUACGACAACGGUGUUCUCAGUACACUCCGGAUGAUCAUGGUGAAAGAGGGCACAGUCGGCCUGUACAGAGGGCUGACGGUGAGCUUGGUCAAAGCUGCACCGUCCAGUGCAGUCACUAUGUGGGCUUAUGAGAGGGCGUUGCAUCUGAUGAUGACUGUCAAACAGGAGAGAGAUUCAUGAGCAAGAGACCCUCCUGUACUCAAUAUCCGUGACAAAGUAUAUAACUACCUCCUACUCCC
Molecule: messenger RNA, 1058 nt
Organism: Sphaerulina musiva SO2202
Lineage: Eukaryota; Fungi; Ascomycota; Dothideomycetes; Mycosphaerellales; Mycosphaerellaceae
Product: mitochondrial deoxynucleotide carrier
Exons: 2
Coding region: 34-999 (321 amino acids)
Biological process (GO): thiamine pyrophosphate transmembrane transport
Cellular component (GO): mitochondrial inner membrane
Molecular function (GO): thiamine transmembrane transporter activity
Source: RefSeq, a predicted model, not a curated record